Zea mays is the source of this 747-nucleotide messenger RNA. Its product is annotated as clustered mitochondria protein. Bases 1 to 735 code for a protein of 244 amino acids. Gene Ontology annotation, biological process: organelle organization. The transcript has 5 exons. NCBI's taxonomy places the organism in Eukaryota, Viridiplantae, Streptophyta, Magnoliopsida, Poales, Poaceae. The record is from RefSeq and is a predicted model, not a curated record. Gene Ontology annotation, cellular component: cytoplasm.
AUGAUGUACGAGAAGAUCAAGAAGCUGGAUAAGGAGCUGGCCAGGUACAAGGAGCAGAUCUGCAAGACCCACCCGGCCCAUCCCAGGAGGUCGUCAAGGCCUAUUUUUUUUGUAAAAUGGAUUGUUAUGGCUACAAAACUGUUAGGAGCUUGUCACUUCCUUGCAAUGUAUGUUCACAACAAUAUUUUCUUUAGUUUUGCUGUCGACUCUAACUUUGAAGACAUUUCAAAGGACCACAAGCUAGAUUGCCAAAAUGGCUCUAGCAGAAGCACCAAGGUUUCCUCCCCAGAUGUGAUCACUAAGCCAGAUGCAAACCAUGGCAAAUCUGCUGAGGUAGUUGAUUCAAAAUCUGAAGAGGCACAACUCGCAGAUAGAGAGCAGGCGACAUAUGCUUCUGCAAACAAUGACUUAAAAGGAACUAAGGCUUAUCAAGAAGCUGAUGUUUCUGGCCUUCACAAUCUUGCGAUGGCAAUAGUUGAUUACAGAGGUCACAGGGUUGUAGCUCAGAGUAUAAUACCUGGUAUUCUUCAAGGAGACAAGUCUGAUUCCCUUCUGUAUGGUUCUGUUGAUAAUGGCAAGAAGAUAUCUUGGAACGAAACGUUCCAUUCUAAGGUUGUUGAGGCUACAAAGCAGCUCCAUUUGAAGGAACAUGUGGUAUUGGAUGGUUCUGGCAAUCCUGUAAAAUUAGCUGCUACAGUCGAAUGCAAGGGUAUUGUUGGGAGUGAUGACAGGUAAUUUGAUUCUUGA